Aspergillus terreus NIH2624 is the source of this 588-nucleotide messenger RNA. RefSeq names its product oxidoreductase, short-chain dehydrogenase/reductase family. The transcript has a single exon. NCBI's taxonomy places the organism in Eukaryota, Fungi, Ascomycota, Eurotiomycetes, Eurotiales, Aspergillaceae. The record is from RefSeq and is a predicted model, not a curated record. Bases 1 to 588 code for a protein of 195 amino acids.
AUGGCGCACCAAAGCAGACCUGGCCGCUUGGAAGGCAAAGUCGCCAUCGUGACUGGCGCCGGUUCAGGAUUCGGCUACGGCAUCGCAAAGAAGUUCAUCACCGAAGGCGCCAAGGUCGUCAUCGCAGAGCUGUCCAAAGAGAAUGGUCAGAAGGCGGCCGAAGAGCUCGGCGGGAAGUACGUCUUCGCCGACGUCACCAGCAGAGAAUCGUGGCAGACGCUUCUCCAGACAACACUAGAGUCAUUCGGCCAGCUUGAUAUCGUCGUGAACAAUGCCGGCGCAACGUACCGCAACAAGCCUACCGGCGAGGUCACCGACGCCGACUUUGACCUCUGCUUCAAUGUCAACGUCAAGUCGAUCUAUCUCUCUGCGAACGUGAUAGUCCCGUACUUUGAGAAGAAUAAUCGUCCCGGGUGCUUUAUCCAGAUCUCCUCCACGGCUGGUCUCCGGCCGCGGCCUGGGUUGACAUGGUACAAUGCUUCCAAGGGGGCGGUGGGCAUUGCCAGCAAGACCAUGGCUGUGGAGUAUGGGCCCAAGAAGAUCCGGUUCAACUGCGUUUGUCCGGUUGUCGGAAGCACAGGACUGUAA